AUAACAGGGCUCGUGUUUGGUGGUGUUGCAGGUUAGUGAUAGUUUUAUAGUAGUUUGGACGAAGUUAAGUUAAUUUCUCGUGAAUUUAACUGAAAGCUUUUUGACGAGUUUUUGGUGGAAGGAAUGGUGUUUUACUGAGACUGCCCAAGCCUGGUGAAAGACUAAGGAGCUGGUUUUCAAAGGGACAUUUGUAAUGGAUACCAGUGAGAUAAGCAACAAGUGUUCACUGAAGAAAGAUAUUCUGUUAUCUAUUGGCAUAAACAAAACCUGAUAACAUGUCACAGUCACAUUUAAUUAUGUAUACUGUUAGAGGGACUAGUCUGUUUUUCUGUGGUGUGUAAUGCUGCAGGUAACAUAUAACAUGGGCUAAAAAAAAAGUGCACAACUUGUGAGAAUUAAAGGAGAGAAAAUAUUAACUUUUUACCAUAAAUGCACAGAUUGUUUGAUAAAAGACAGAAAAUAUAGUAUGGUGGCAGAGCCAACAAUAACAAAGAAGACUCUGUUGGGGGUCUGUUGUAGUGUAACCCAACCUGCAAUUAGAAGGUGUCUUAUGGCAGCUGUUAUGUUUUGUGUGAUAUCCCUUCUGGUUUUCUCCUACUACAUUUCUAACAGUGAAUUACAUAGGCUCAACCCUGACCCACCACAGCCUUCAUUUCAAUGUUAUUCUCAAUCAUCAGAUUUAUUAAACAACUUUCAUGGUUCUUCACAAUUAAAUGUUCAUGCCUCAAGUGCUCGUUUACGUCUUGAUCCUAAAGUAUUGGUCAUUAUAGAGAGCCAGUAUUCACUGCUAGGAAAACAGAUCUCUGAAAUUUUGGAAGCAAGUCGUACCCGGUUUAAGAUAGAAAUAGCAGGGAAGAAUUUGCCAGUUCUAACACGACAAGAUAAAGGAAAAUUUGCUGUGGUUGUUUUUGAAGAUUAUGAAAAGUACUUAUUUAUGAACAAGUGGAAUCGAGAGCUUUUAGACAAAUAUUGUCUAGAAUAUGGUGUUGGUGUUAUUGGCUUUUUAAGGCCUAAAGAAAAACCUUUAGUUCAUACAGAGAUUCAUAAUGAUUUUGACUUGGCUAUAAGUACAAAUCUCAAGCUCUAUGAUUACCACCUGAAUCCCAAUUCUUCAGUAUUGAGGCUCACACGACCAGAAGAGACUUUUUAUGGAGAUCUUCCUACAUCAGAUUGGACAGUAUUUCAUUCUGCCCACUCCACAUAUAAGCCUAUAGCUUGGGCUCGGGCACACAAUCUGACAGGGAAACCAGCCAGUGAGAACCAGCUUAUGCCUACAUUAGUGGAGGAUCAGGGGCAAAUAGAUGGCAUCCAACGUGUAUUAUUUGGGGGAGGAUUUAAAUUCUGGCUGCAUAAGCUUCUCUUUCUUGAUUCAAUCUCUUUCCUUUCCCAUGGAAAACUUAGCCUUCCUCUGGACCGCUUUAUUCUGAUUGAUAUUGAUGAUAUUUUUGUUGGGCAGAAAGGAGUUCGAAUGAAACCUUCUGAUGUGCAGGCAUUGUUGGAAGCACAAGAACGACUCAGCCAUUCAAUCCAGGGAUUCCGUUUUAACCUUGGUUUUUCUGGAAAAUUUUUUCAUCAUGGCUCAGGAGAAGAAAAUAAAGGAGAUGACAUGCUGCUAAAAUAUGUGGACAGCUUUUGGUGGUUUCCUCAUAUGUGGGGUCAUAUGAAACCACACCUCUUUUACAACCAUAGUCUUUUGGACCAACGUAUGCUCAGAAAUUACCAGUUUGCAAAGCAACAUGGAAUACCUGUUAACUCGGGAUACUCUGUAGCCCCACACCACUCUGGGGUUUAUCCUGUUCAUGAGCAGCUAUAUGAAGCCUGGAAAAAGGUCUGGAAUGUUAGAGUUACCAGUACCGAAGAAUAUCCACACCUUCAUCCAGCCAGAUUUCGUAGAGGUUUUGUGCAUAGAAAUAUAAUGGUUCUUCCAAGACAAACUUGUGGUCUAUACACUCAUACAAUUUUUCUCAACAAAUACCCUGGAGGUCCAGCUCGCUUGAAGAAUAGUAUUUAUGGUGGUGACCUCUUUUCUCUUUUUGUCUACAACCCAAUUAAUGUAUUUAUGACCCAUCUGUCCAACUAUGGGAAUGACAGACUGGCACCUUAUACUUUUGAAUCAGUAGUAAAGUUUGUCAAGUGCUGGACCAACCUUCGACUGUUCACUGUCCCUCCUCUUAAGUUAGCUGAAAAAUAUUUUGAACUGUAUCCAGAAGAGACUGAUCCUGUGUGGAUAAAUCCUUGUAUUGACAAACGUCAUAAAUCCAUUUGGUCAAAGACAAAGACGUGUGAUCAACUUCCAAAAUUUUUAGUUAUAGGACCACAAAAAACAGGAACAACAGCAUUGUAUACCUUUUUGACCAUGCAUCCAGCGAUUGUAAGUAAUUAUCCCAGUCCUGAGACUUAUGAGGAAGUGCAGUUUUUCAAUGGAAAGAAUUAUUAUAAAGGACUUGACUGGUAUAUGAACUUCUUUCCUGUUCUUAAAAAUUCCUCAUCACUGUUCUUGUUUGAAAAGAGUGCUACUUAUUUUGAUGGCGAACUUGUGCCAAUGAGAGUCAAUUCUUUGCUACCUUAUGCCAAGCUUGUCACCAUUCUGAUUAGUCCUAUCAAAAGAGCUUAUUCAUGGUACCAACAUAUGCGUGCCCAUAAGGAUCCCAUAGCAUUACGUUACACAUUCUAUGAUAUUGUAACUGCUAACGAGACUUUUCCUAAGAGUGUGCGAGAGCUUCGUAACCGGUGCUUGAACCCUGGACAUUAUGCUCAACACCUGGAAAGAUGGUUGUCUUAUUUUCAUCCAAGACAAUUAUUGAUCAUUGAUGGAGAAGAACUCAAAGAUGAUCCAGCAAGUGUUAUGAGCAGGUUUCAGCGUUUUUUGAGGAUUAAGCCAUUUUUCAGCUACCGGAAUCGACUGAAGUAUAAUCCUUCCAAAGGUUUCUUUUGUCCUGUUACCGAAGAGAACAGCGUGAAGUGUCUUGGGCAUAAUAAAGGUCGGAACUAUCCUCCAAUGGAUUAUAGAGCUGAGAAGUUCCUCUCUACUUUUUACUUACCUCAUAAUGUUGCCCUUUCAAAACUGUUAAAUAAGUUAAGACAACCAAUUCCUGAAUGGUUAGAGAGGGAUCUUUCUCGUGGAUAGGUGAAGAAAUGUUAUUUAAUACAGUCAGUUAGUUCUGAAUAGUUAAUGUGUUACCUCACUUGUAGGUAUGUGAUUAAUAAUGCUUGAUAGAAACUUUCAGUAAUGAGGCUACUUCAAAUGAUGGAAAUAGUGUUUAAUAAUGACUCUUCCAAUUCAUAGUAGUUUCUCUGUGUCAGCUAGUAUAAAUAAGGGAGAGAGAUCAUCAUAGUACUUAUUUUCUUUAAUUUCAAAAUAGAGUAUUUUAUGUUAUUAUAAAAAUUUAUACUUGAUAAUAUAUAUAACUGAUGAAAUUAAUAAGGAAAAGGUAAAACCUCAGGUUCAAGAUUAAUAACCAAAAACAAAAUGAUGUUAGACCCUGUGUCACUGAAACAGUCCACACCUUGCCUCUACAAGUGUAAUGAAAUUGAAACUGUGCCAUCUAGUGGCUGGUUUGAUAGCACUUUCCAAGCUAUUAAUUUAAUUGCACACUUUAUGAAAAGUUUAGGAGUUUAUAGCUUACAUUUACGAAUGUUUUUUUUUCUUCUUGUUUACAAUAUGAGAUCAUAUCAACUGGUGAUAUAAUUGUGUACUGUUCAGGCUUUAGUGAAUAUUAGUACAAGUAAGUGGUCACAUUUAAUGAUAAAUGUUUUAAUAAGUUUGUGAGUCAUAAUAUGAAUCCCUGUGAUGUUAAGAUAAUUGAAUAUAAUGCAUGAAAAGAUAUUAUAUCUAGUUACUUCAAAUUAUUUGCAGUAAACACAUGAAGUAUUAUUCCAUAUUUUAUUGAAUACUGUAAAAUAGGCAUACAUACCAAUGUGUUUCUAACUAAUAAAAUAUACCAUUAACAUUUGUGAAUACAAACAAGUGAUCCAAUGGAAAAUUUCUUGAUACAUAGAAUUAACUGCACAGUAAAGCAUUUAAUAUAAAACAGAGUUGAUAAUUGCAAAUACUUUCAUUUCCAAAUUUUAUGAAUCUGUUACUUACCAAUUCAGCAUUCAUAAUCAUAAAAAGUAGAGGUUUUUAGGGCAUAGUGCAACCUGACUUUCAUGUGGAGAAUGGUUAGAGUGACAAGAUAUUUGAGACAUUUCUAUGCUGUAUAUGUGGCUGUUUUUGUUUUUUACACUAAUGAGCAUGAAACACCAAUGAUGCUGGGACAGUGAAGACUACUAUGAACGUUAUAUUCCCUGUGUUUGUUGAUAACACAUAUUUUACAGUGUUAAAAUUAUCAUGCUAUUUCUUGAUAAACAAUUUUCAAAAAUUUGGUAAAAUGCUGAAAAAGUAGAUUGCAGGAGAAAACUUAGGAGAUGUAACAAAGAUUUGAAAGAAACGAUAAUGCUCGUGAUUUAAAAUGAAAACUUGCAGUCGAUAAUUAGUAUGGUCGUUAAACUUGUAAAACCAAAUUAGGAAUGAUGUCCAUCACUUUGUUAGUUUUGCUCUUUUAUAUAUAAAUUUAUAGAAAGCAUAUGUAUGUACAUAUUGAGGCUCUGUAUACAAGACAACUUGAGCAGCAGUAUAGCUGACUUCUAUUAAACCUGCUUCUUUGAGCACUACAGUUAGCCUUAUUACACUUUUCAUGCUGCGAAUAGACUGUUGUAGAAACAUAGCUUUUGAUGAUUUAAAGCAGCUGUGAAGAAAACGAAAAAAAAAAACUGUAGACAAUCCAAAAGAAACAUGUAUGAUAAUAGGUAGUAGUAGUGUUUUAAACAUACUUUUCUAAUGGAGUAUACAAUAGAAUACAUACAUUCAUGUUAGCAGAAAGUGUCAUAAAUAUAUUAAGUAUUUACAAUGUUUUUGUUUUUUUUACUGACACAUAAAACAUAAAACUGUGUUUUAAUAUAUUACAUAUAUAAUACAGUUUUCUAAUGUUAAUGAUGGAAGUUAAAGAAGAUAAACUUAAUAAGUGGCUAAAAAAACAAUGAAAGUGGCCAAACAAAAAUUAACAUGACUAUUGAAAACAAUGUAUUUGUGUUGUAGACAUUAACAGUAUUAUAUAUUUGAAAAUGAUGUUCUCAAAGAAGUUGUAUACACAAACGUGUUAUCAGUUAAACAUUUUUUAUGUUAAAAGACUACAUGGUUUAUAAACUACUUGUGUGUGUGUAUGCUUUUAAAUGUUAUGGAAAAACAGGAAACCAAAAUGACAGCUUUUGCUUUUUAGAUGAUAAAAUUCACAAAAAAAAAAUUAGGAAAAAUAUUUAGAGAAUUUAGAUUUGAUUUUAUUUGUCUUGAGAUUUUCUAUGUAGUAGCAAUAGAACUUUAGACAUAAGCAUCAUUUUAUGAAGUUGAUUAUGCUAAAAGGAUUCACAAAGUUUGUUAGGAUUUAUUUUUAUUUUUUUUCUUAUCUGAGGAUAAAUAUACUUUCAAUUCAGUUUAUGUAUACUCUAAAAGGUUGCAAGAAAACUUAAUUUGCAUUUGGAUCAAGAAAUACAUCAAGAAUCAUCUUGAAACUUAAAAAACCCAGAUUAGUUUAUUUUUACAUUAGUAUUUGUUUCCAAUGAUUUUUAUCAUAGCUUUUCCAUUUAAGUCUUGGUGGAUCAGUGGUAUGUUUACAGUCUUACAAUGUUAAAUCUGGGGUUCAAUUCCCUACUGUGGACAGAGUGCAAAAAAACCAAUCAAUUGUGUAGCUUUUUGCUAAAAAAAAAUUAAACCUGUAGUUAAAUCUUAUUUAAAACAUUUAAAAAACAGGUAAUCAGAAAAGGUGCUAUUGGAAUCAGUUUAUGUAUAUGUGUAACAUUAAACAUGUUCUGUCUUACAAAGACCAUGUUUCAGAAAUAUCUGGACUAUUGCUCAGUUAUGGAUAUAUAGAUAUAUAUGUCAGAUUUUAGAAAAUCUAAGUACCUCUGCUGUCAAACUUUUUACAGAAAAGUUGAUUGCUUUUUUCAAUAACUGUAUUAACAUUUUUAAACUUAUUGUAAAGUUUUUUUGAUACUGUACAUUUUGUAUGAUUUUACUUACCAACACUAAACCCGAGUUUAAAAUUUUUUAAAUAUUUUUGAAGUUCACAUAAUUUGAUGUUUAAACAAUUAUUAGACUCUUUGUAUUAGAACUGAAUGUUGUGCUUAAAGGAAGAGAAAGAGUUUAUACAUCCAAGCCUGUUUUGUUAAGCAUUAUUUUAAUUUGGGUUUUUCGUUUUCAUUUUCUUUUUUUGGUUGAAGUAUAGAUAAAUUUUCAUUUAGUAUGCAAAAUGUUCACCUUGAUUAAACUAAACUAUUGGUGUUAUUUUAAAAUUUUUAGCAAAUUAGUAUGUGUUUUUGCUAGUUUUUUGGAGUAAGAAACACUAACUUUCAUCAGUGUCAUAUUUAUUUCUUUGCAUUUAUUAGCAAAAUACUCUACAGGCACUUACCUAGUUGUAGCUAAAACUUGUAUCAAACUUUCUGUGGUUGUGAUAUUUUUAUCUCAGUAGUAUACAAGCAUCUAAUUGAUCCUGGAUAGUGAUAUUUUGUAGGAAAGCAGUAUGUUUUAAAACUUUAUGAAUGUAAAAUCUUUGUAUGAAGUAUGUGAUUGAGUCAAUCUGUUCUUGAGAUAUUCAAGAAAAGUAUAACAGUCUGAGUUAGUGGCUCAGUUUUCAUGAAGUAGCAGAUCACCACUGCCAGACAUAAAUAUUGCGAUAACUACAUGUAAUAGCUAAUGACUGUGAGAACUCCAUAUCAGUGAUAGUAAUUCAUUGUAAUGACUCAUGAUCAUCCUCACAACUAUUCUAAACUUACUUUACUAAAUAUUUGUUCAUUGUUAGACUUAAAGAGGCUGUUACUGUACACGUGAUUACGCUUAUGUUGCUUUCUGUGAAAGCUAAGCUAAAUGACUGAAAUAUCAGUGCACUUGUAUUUUGAAUUAAAUAAUUGUUGAAAUAAAUUGGAUUUUAUCAUAUA
Molecule: messenger RNA, 6969 nt
Organism: Limulus polyphemus (Atlantic horseshoe crab)
Lineage: Eukaryota; Metazoa; Arthropoda; Merostomata; Xiphosura; Limulidae
Product: bifunctional heparan sulfate N-deacetylase/N-sulfotransferase-like
Exons: 17
Coding region: 467-3127 (886 amino acids)
Cellular component (GO): Golgi apparatus
Molecular function (GO): heparan sulfate N-sulfotransferase activity; deacetylase activity
Source: RefSeq, a predicted model, not a curated record